Messenger RNA from Melanotaenia boesemani (Boeseman's rainbowfish), 3767 nucleotides. It is a transcript of the gene s100u, whose product is annotated as S100 calcium binding protein U. Gene Ontology annotation, cellular component: perinuclear region of cytoplasm. NCBI's taxonomy places the organism in Eukaryota, Metazoa, Chordata, Actinopteri, Atheriniformes, Melanotaeniidae. The transcript has 3 exons. The record is from RefSeq and is a predicted model, not a curated record. Bases 188 to 850 code for a protein of 220 amino acids. Gene Ontology annotation, molecular function: transition metal ion binding; calcium ion binding.
CUUGUGAGGGGGAAAACUUUAAGGACAGGGAAAAAAAAGCUAAAUCACGGAAGAGAUUCUGCAGUCCUACUAGUUUGGCAAGUUCUUUGUACUCUGGCAGCGUAGAACGGCGGAGAAGACAGAAACCCUCCUUUGCGCACAUUUUUAUACACUUCUCUUUUCCCGCAGACGGUAAACGAGAGGAGUCAUGGAGGCUGCCAUUCAGACCAUGGUGAAGGUCUACCUCAAGUCGAGCAAGGGAAAGGAAAGUCUAGGAAAGAAAGAAUUCCAAAAGCUGGUCUCAGGCGAGCUCGGCAACAUCCUUUCGGAUGCAGACAGCAAGGAGGCAGUCGACAAUAUGAGUCAGGGACUGGAUGCCAAUCAGGAUGGCAAAGUUGGCUUUGAGGAGUACAUGAAGCUAGUUGGCUACCUGGCGUGCUCGCUCAGUGAGCAGCGCAGCCUUGCCAAAGAGGAGCCUGCAAAGAAUGAUGCAUCUGGACAAGUGGUACAAAGCACCCCCAAUAAAGAGGAGGGGAAGCCCGAGGCGAAUGCAGAGUCAAAGGAGGAUGCAAAGCCGAAGGAAAAUGAAGAACCAAAGGCAGCCGCAACUGCCGAAGUGAAGGUGGAAGCAACAGCAGGUGAAAAGGUAAAGGCAGAGGUAGAAGUUAAGGCGAAAGGGGAGUCAAAGCUCGAGAAAGCAAAGGAGGAAGCAGCAGCAGCAACGGCGGUGAUCGUCGCAGCAGGGGUAGAAAAGACGGAGAAAGGAGAAGAGAAGGUGGAAGAAACAAUAAAGGUGGAAGAAGCUGCAGAGAAGCCGCCAGCUGCUGUGGAAGAGAAAGUGGAGAAGAAGACAGAGGAGGCCACUUCAUAGGGAACAAUCCAUUCUGUCACAAAAAAAUAAAUGACACUACACAAUUUGAUACUACAGAAAACAUAACAUUAAUGCCAAAAUAAGUAAGAAAGUCACUUUUUCUUUUUUUUAUUAACAGGCAAAUUUUAAAUACUAAAGUACAAUAAAAGUUUAAAACACUACAAAACAGUUCUGAAAAAAUACUAUUCCUUAUACAUAUGAUCAUGUACAUGACAGUAGAAUUAUUGCUUGCUAGUUACCACUAUGUUCAUAUGUACAGCAUGUGCAUCCCACUAUUUAGCACAUUUACCUCAUUAUGAUGACAUACUAUGAUAGCAUGCACUUGUACGCUAUAAUGUGCAUGCAGUAUCCCUGUGGAAACUUUUAUUUGUCUGCACACUAGACUGAAGUGUCUAAACAAACUACUGCAGACAAGAUUCUUCCCAUGCUUUUUGCAAUUACAUCUUUCUCUGGGUGUCUUUGACAGAUAUGGCACACACUUUCUGCCCAGUCGUAGGCCAUGGGUGCUAGAUGAAACUUCAGUUGUAAAGAUCUUGCAAGACUAUUAUGGUUUCAAGGAAAAGUCUGAUCUUUUGAGAGUUUAGUAGCCAGGAUAUAGAUGAGAAGACUGGAACUGCUUUUAAAUACAGCUUUAAAAAAAAGUUGCAAAAAAGACUCAGUCUAGUCUGAACCUUUAAAAAUGUCAAUAUAUUCCUUACUGAGUGCAUCAAUUUUAUGUUUUUUUACAUUCCUUUAACUUGGUGCUAUGGCAAAUUUAGCAUGACAAUAAACAAACUGUUUUGCUUUAGCUUAGAUAGAUUCGUGUGCUCUCAUGUCCCUUCCUCUCGCUCUUGCCUUCUUGGUCUACUAAGUGGGCAUUCUCCCUUUUUUUUUUUUUUUUUUUAUAGUUUAUUGGGCACCCACAGUAUGUCCUUCUCACUCAAACUCAUCCAUGAAUUAGGAGCUGAAAGAUCAGGCGUGACCCUUGGCUAAAUAAUUUAAGCACAAGGAUGGAAUGUACACCUAAACGACCAUUAUCCUUAAACAGGGAGACCAAUAUUGUCCCAUGGGAGUGGGAUAUAGGUGAGGCAGGUCAGAGUAGAAGUCCAUGCAACCUAAUCUGCCUGAUUAUACAUGGAAGAAAAUAACAAGACCAUAAAGCACCAAGAAGCUAAAAAGGUGUUGGAAUUUUUUUCUUUUUCUUUUUUAAAUAUAUUUUGCAUCCAAAACCAUAAAGCCUCUUGUUAAAGCCACACGACAAAACAGAAACCUGGCCUUUUGUUUUUGAGGUUUCCUUUAAAAAUGAAUCAUUGUAGUUUGUUGGUUUCAGCACCAGCUGUUGGGGCUUAUGUUUGUUGGUCACACCUUCAUAUGGUUUUAAAGUCCCUGUUUGACCUGCAAUUGGAUCCUUGGGCAUUAGGCAUUGGGAAACUACUGGAUUAGGCAUUUCAUGAGUAACACACCCUGGGACACAAACAAUUGCAUGAAAGUAAUCCCAGGCUUCAGUUGGGAUGUGAAGUUGGUAACUUUGCUGUCAAAAGUUCUGCUUUUGUUAAGCAAGCAAUAUUAUUGAGCCUUACAUGUUGCAUGCUAUCUGGAACUUAUUUGGUAGAUCUAGAUAUUACCAUUUUGUUCCUGUUAUUAUGGCCUUUAUUUAAAUCCUACUUGGCCUCUUUAUUUUUAACUUUAAAAGCGUAAUCUAAUUUUUGUUUGGACCACUAUGGAGAUCACUUGAAAAGGUGCUUCUUUUUGCACAUUCUAUGCUGUUCAUUCAAUUAUUUGUGCCGCCGUAAGAAAAGGGCUUAUCAUGUGUCAAAAUUUCACCUGCAGAGUGCAGACAUUUUGGUCACACAACCAAAACGUACCACCUGUAAGAGCACCUGGCCAUACAAACUGCUCAACAGCGAAAUGGGCAAGACAAAUAAGCACGGUCCAUGUGAUCAGCCUGCCAAACUGUGACACUCCCAUUGUAAAUAGUCUCAUUUCCACAUACUCUGCUCAGUCUUUACACUCUCAGUAAGCCAUGCUUCCUGCAUUAGCCCUUACUAACAAACUUACUGGAGACUGUGGGCUUUUUGGACUUUGUUAAAUACUGUUUCUUGUGUUAAAUUUUUUUACAUUUUAUAACACUUUUUGGUACUUCCUGUGAAUAAUGCAAAAAGUCUCUCAGUCUCUUGCACCAUCUACAGUCAGCUUCCUGUUUAACAGUGUAUCAUCCUAGCCCUUGUAGGUCUGCGGUAGCUGUAUUAAUAUGCAAUAGGAUGGUUGAAGCAAAAUCUGCUUAACUGAUGUGUUAAAAUGACUAAACUUGCACUACUAUGAGAUUCAUUCCUAUUAUCAAUGUAAGAAUAUGUAAGAACCUGGAGUAAACAUCAUCUGGAAAGUGUUUAUCAGAGAUAGUCCUUUAUUUUGCCAUAUUUGGAAUAGCACAGAGACCAAUGAGAGCUUUGUUUUUACUGAUAGAGGUUUAACCAUCUUCUUUAACAGAUCUGUUGUUGUUUCAUAGUGUUAACCCCCAUCUACAGCUUUGACUUGUAUUAAAAAAUUAAAGAUACGCUGGAUUUUUAGCACAGCAGAGUUGUGUCGAGUCCCAUUGCCCUACAACACAUGUAAUUCAUUCUGAGAUGCAGUAGAUAAAGUUAAAAGAUAGUAAUCCCAAACUGGAUUUAACAAAUGCACAUACAAGUAUAUGGAUGUACUUUUAAGGCUCACAGGGUCAAAAAUGUUUGUGAUUAUGGGACCAUUCCAUGAAUGCUAUGCAGGCUCUCUGUUUAUUUACUGCCAAGUACAAGAGAGUGUGUGUGUUUAGCAGCUGGACUCAUGUCAGUCUCUUGUCAUGUCCAAUAACCUUCACUGUGCUAAUUUUUCAUAAGUAAAGCUGUAUCAUGUUUUGCUUAAUCUAUGUAAUGGCUUAUAUAGAAUAAAACUGUGACAAUAA